CGUGAGGAUAUAAAUAAGGCGACGAUGUAGACAGGUCAGCAGCGAUAAGACAGAUCAAUGAGCCUCUGAGGGCUGGAGUUAGGCUGUAGCUUUAAAAUGAAACGUGGACAUUAUUCCUGAGACUCUUCUGAGACACGUCCACGCUGAGCUGCGUCCACACACACGCGCUGCUAACGCGAGACACGCGAACCCGAAGGUAAACAAAGAGCGGAGCGGCGCAGCGGGAUGGCCGUUAACAAAGCCAAGGUGGCCGUGGGCUUCAUAGCCGCAGGUGUCGUCGCCGCGGUCCUCGGCAUCGUCCUGGUCUUCGUGGGUCCGGUCAUCAUCGACGACCAGAUAGUGAAGAACAUCGUGAUCAGUCCGAAGAACGAGCUGUCCUACACCAUGUGGAAGGACGUCCCCGUCCCCUUCUUCAUGUCCGUCUACUUCUUCAACGUCCUGAACCCUCAGGAGAUCCUGAAGGGAGAGAAGCCCAUGGUGGAGGAGAGAGGACCCUACGUUUACAGAAAAAGAAUCCAGAAAGACAACAUCACGUUUCAUCCCAACGACACGGUGUCCUACAGAGAGUACAGGCAGUAUUUCUUCGAGCCGUCCAUGUCUGUGGGCAACGAGUCGGACGUGGUCACGAUUCCCAACAUGCUGGUGCUGGGUGCGUCGGUGAUGAUGGAAAAGAUGCCCUUCGCCGUGCGUUUGAUGAUCAGCGCCUCCUUCAAGACGUUUAAGGAGGGGCCCUUCCUGACCAAGACGGUGGGGGAGCUGAUGUGGGGCUACGACAGCGAGCUGGUGGAUUUCCUUAACAAAUACUUCCCCGGCAUGCUGCCCUUAUCGGGCAAGUUUGGCCUCUUUGCUGAAUUCAACAACUCCAACACCGGCCUCUUCACCAUCUUCACGGGACAAGACGACAUCAGUAAAGUCCACGACGUGGACUCGUGGAACGGCCUGACGGAGCUGAGCUACUGGAGGACUCCUCAGUGUAACAUGAUCAAUGGAACCGCUGGACAGAUGUGGCCACCUUUCCUGACAAAAGAGAGCACUCUGUCCUUCUACAGCCCCGACGCCUGCAGGUCUAUGGAGCUCGUCUACCAGCGCUCCGGCAAGAUGAACGGCAUCCCUCUGUACAGAUUCGUUGCACCCAAGACCAUGUUUGCCAAUGGGACGGACUACGCUCCCAAUGAAGGCUUCUGCCCCUGCAGACAGUCGGGGCUGCUGAACGUCAGCACCUGCCGUCACAAUUCUCCAGUCUUUAUCUCACAUCCUCACUUCUAUAAUGCCGACCCUGUGCUGCUGGACUACGUGAUGGGUCUUCAUCCCAGUGAGUCGGAGCAUGGCCUCUUCAUAGACAUCCACCCGCAAACCGGCGUCCCUCUGAAUGUGUCCAUCCGCCUGCAGCUCAACCUCUACAUGAAGAGAGUGACAGGAAUUACAGAAACUGGAAAGAUAUCUGAGGUGGUGAUGCCGAUGAUCUGGUUUGAGGAGAGCGGCUACAUAGACGGCCCCGUCCUCUCCACCUUCUACACCAGCCUGGUCGUCCUUCCUGCCGUCAUGGAGUACAUGCAGUACGGCUUCAUAGCGCUCGGCCUGGUCACCAUCAUCAUCGCCGCCGCGGUGUAUUACAGAGCGAAAAAGAGGUCUAGUGGAAACACCAUUCAGGUCUCCACGGUGGCGGAGAACGUCGGGGCCUCCAAUAAAGAGCUGGUAGAUGGCUUUCAGGGCCACGUAACUCAGGAGAAAAGUAUCAUGAGUAUUUCAGAGAGAUAAAUGUGGAGGUGGCGCCCCCCCACCCGGAGUCUCGGGCCCUUCGACCGAAGAGCGAGACCCUCUGCUCCACAACGACACUGACUGACACACACUGACCUGAACGCACAAACACACACACACACACACACACACACACACACAUAGAACCUUGAACUGAAACUACUGUAACGUCCAUGAAGCUCUGGGCCACAGACUGAAGCUGGAUUAACUGUUUCCUUUGGCCGCUGGAGCGGAGACUGGAAAAGUUUGUGACUGCGUCUGAUCCGGAGCAGGAGUCACUUUGGUUUCUGCUCCUUUCUUUGCUUUAAAUAGAUUUUAGAGAAUCGUUUCUGUAACGAGGGAACAGACGGACGAGCUCCUUCUGUCUCAUGACUGCCAGCCCCACGAUGUGCCUUCACUGAGGAGGAGCCACUCCUCCUCUUCACCUCCUCCUCACCUCCUCCUCACCUCCUCACCUCCUCCUGAGGAGAGGCUUUGUACUGACUAAGGUGUAAAUGUAAAUCUGGAAAUGAGCGUCACGCACACGCGUCUCUCUGUGUCCUGGAUGAAGCGGGAGAGAAGGUGGAGGUAGUAAAUGUUUGAUUGAUGAUCUCAUGGAUGAUGAUGACGAUGAUGAUGAUGAUGAUGAUGUAGUUGUUGUCUGUGAUGACUGAUGAACGAUUUCCGCAUCUUUUUAAAGGAUGUAAAUAUAAUAAAUGUUAAAAUUUAAAGUAAAAA
This is a messenger RNA of Mugil cephalus (flathead mullet), 2475 nucleotides long. RefSeq names its product scavenger receptor class B, member 1 (gene scarb1). NCBI's taxonomy places the organism in Eukaryota, Metazoa, Chordata, Actinopteri, Mugiliformes, Mugilidae. The transcript is spliced from 14 exons. Gene Ontology annotation, cellular component: cytoplasm; caveola. Gene Ontology annotation, molecular function: scavenger receptor activity; lipid binding; low-density lipoprotein particle binding. The record is from RefSeq and is a predicted model, not a curated record. Gene Ontology annotation, biological process: cholesterol import; plasma lipoprotein particle clearance; cholesterol efflux. The coding region runs from base 226 to 1758 and encodes 510 amino acids.